AUGUGCCAUGGAAUGGUAGCACCAAAGAGCAACACAGGGUCGUCUCUUGCCUUGACUAGCCAUGGGUUAUUUCGUCUGCUAGUUAUCUUUGGUACCUGUGUCUUGGAAGCACAGGCCGCAGGUUGGCCCAGCAAAUCCAAAGGACCUACAUAUUGUCCCCAGCCACCACAGCCUGAGAAUGGAGGCUAUAAAUGUCACCCUAGCCCUUGCAACAACCCUCUGACUUCAGGCAGUGUCAUAGAGUAUCUCUGUGUUGAAGGCUACAUGCUGAAAGGAGAUUAUAAAUACUUGACCUGUAAGAAUGGAGAGUGGAACCCAGCCAUGGAAGUCAGCUGCAGGCUCAGCCCAGAAAAGGACUCUCCUCCAACAAUUGGAGUACCCACACUGUCCAUAGUAGCCUCCACAGCGAGCUCUGUCGCCCUGAUUCUGCUGUUAGUUGUGCUGUUUGUUUUGCUGCAGCCAAAGCUGAAGUCAUUCCAUCACAGCAGGCGAGACCAAGGUGUGUCUGGAGAUCAGGUCUCUAUCAUGGUGGAUGGUGUCCAAGUGGCCUUGCCAUCCUAUGAAGAAGCAGUGUAUGGCAGCACAGGGAACUUCAUUCCACCCUCAGACUCCCGAGUGCAGAUUGUGCUCUCGGAAGGAGCUGGACAGAAUGGAGCCAGAGAGAUGCAGCAGCCGGACCAAGGGGCUCGCAAUAGCUUUGAAAGAGAAGAUGAAACCCCCGGACAUUCUGGACUGUGUGAAGCCAGUGGCUCUCAGCGCUCUGAAACUGUUCUUGUGCAUCAGGCUGCUACCUCUUCCUGGGUAGCUGGCAUGGCUAGUAGUAGACCUGUACACAAAGAGGUCCAAGAUUCAGAAAGCAGUGACAUACAGAGCCUUUUAUCGCUCACUUCCUCUGAGGAAUACACAGAUGAUAUUCCCUUAUUGAAGGAAGCAUGAGGUCUGCUGUGUUUGUCUAGCCUUCUCCCUCUUGGAUUUCUUCCUUCUCCUCUCCCCUUGUCUUUGGGACAGAAGCACUCUGUGCAGUCUUCCCCGUCCUCGCAAGCUGUACCCUGGAUACCUCCAAGAAGAGAUGCCCUCAGCUGAAGAUCCAAAGGAUGUCGCCAGGUUGCCUCCUGGAUGCACCAGUGGAGUUGGUGCAGUGCUGGCUUCCCCAUUCCAUCAGCAUCAGGGGCUCAAGGAACAGAGUGGAUUUGAGCUCUCCUCUCCUCUUCCCCAGCCAGAUGUUUGACAGCAGUCUCUGAAGAGCUGCUCUUUUCUUGUGCCUUUCUCCUCCUCACACGGCUUGUCGCAGCUUAUCAGCCUUUCUAGCCCUUCUGCUGCCCAGAGACCAGGGGCUAAAACCGCUUGCUCCCUGGGUGCAGACACAGUUU
Messenger RNA from Acanthisitta chloris (rifleman), 1370 nucleotides. It is a transcript of the gene SUSD6, whose product is annotated as KIAA0247 ortholog. The record is from RefSeq and is a predicted model, not a curated record. Bases 1 to 936 code for a protein of 311 amino acids. The transcript is spliced from 6 exons. NCBI's taxonomy places the organism in Eukaryota, Metazoa, Chordata, Aves, Passeriformes, Acanthisittidae.